AUGGCCCCAAACCCAGUCAAGUACGGAUACCUCACUCGCGAGUAUGCAGACAGACAUAUGGGCGCAUUCCGCUUGAACCGACCCCCGAUGCUGGAGCGAGUCGCCCUCGCCGUCCACCAGGGCAACCACUGCUUUGCCAUCAUCGGAAAGCGAGCCGCCAUCAUGAAGUGGUUGAGCGAGGAACAGCCCGACAUGAAGGUUGAAGUCACCGAGACUUACCCCUGGAGAAAGGAAUCCCCCUACAGCGGUCUCGUCAAGGUCACCGUCCACUCUGUCCAUGUCGGCUUCCGCUUCUUUUACCUCAUGUUUGGUAAAAAGAUGACAAGCAAACUCAUGGUCGAGUUCUCGCCCUGGGAUGGCAAGCCGAGACCUGGCGAGCCCAUGCCUCUCGAGCGCGAUGACAUCGAUGCCAUCCCCCUCACCGGCGAGGCUAUCCUCGUCCGCUCCGAUUCAACCAUGGCCCAAGUCGCGGAAAAGCUGGCGAUAAAGCGCAAGGUGAUGGACGAGGCUGGAGGGAUCAAGGUGAUGGGUGUCCGACUGGAGCGCGCUUCGACGUUCUCGUCUGUCCAUAACAAGUCUUCCAAGUCGGACCACAACCUGAUCCGCACCGAGAGCUCGACUGCGUCUGGGACUGAAACGGAUGCCGAGAAAAAGAAGCGACGCGCCUCGUCCUUUUCCAUCAUAAAACGGCUCAGCAUGUCAACAUAA
Messenger RNA from Linnemannia hyalina, 708 nucleotides. The record is from the annotation of a GenBank genome assembly. NCBI's taxonomy places the organism in Eukaryota, Fungi, Mortierellomycota, Mortierellomycetes, Mortierellales, Mortierellaceae.